UACAAUUGUUCUUGCCCCGAUGGGUAUCUCUCUUUUGAUUAUAUUAAUGCCAAUGGUACUAUAAGAUAUAAUAGAUGCCUGGAACUGCGGCCUAACAACGGCAAUUCUCGUACCAAAGUGAUUAUUAGUGCAAGUACUUUCUCAAGUCUUGGAGCAUUAAUUCUACUAAUUUGUAUGUGGUGGUUGUACCGAGAAGUCAAUAGAAGAAAGGAAGCAAAGCUGAAGGAAAAAUUCUUCAAACGAAAUGGUGGUUUGUUAUUACAGCAGCAGUUAUCAUCAGACCAGGGUAAUCUUGAGACAACCAAGUUAUUCACAUCGAAGGAGUUAGAGAAGGCGACAGACAAUUACAAUGCUAAUCGAAUCCUCGGCCAGGGAGGCCAAGGGACUGUUUACAAGGGGAUGUUAACAGAUGGGAGAAUCUUAGCGAUUAAAAAGUCAAAAGCAUUGGAUGAAGGCAAACAUGAGCCGUUUAUCAAUGAGGUGGUCAUUUUAUCCCGAAUAAACAUAAGAAAUAUUGUUAAGCUAUUUGGAUGUUGUUUGGAGACAGAAGUUCCUAUGCUGGUUUAUGAAUUCAUCCCUAAUGGAAACCUUUCCCAGUGUCUCCACGACCCAAAUGAAGAAUUUCCUCUUACUUGGGAUUUGCGAUUACGGAUCGCUACAGAAAUUGCAGGAGCUCUAUUUUACCUUCACUCAUUAGCUUCCAUACCCAUCUACCAUCGAGACAUCAAGUCCGCAAACAUACUCUUGGAUGAAAAAUUCAGAGCAAAAGUCUCCGAUUUUGGCAUUUCAAGGUCAAUUUCUGUUGAUAACACUCACUUGACCACGGCAGUGCAGGGUACCUUCGGCUACUUGGAUCCGGAGUACUUCCAGUCCAGCCAAUUCACAGAAAAGAGCGAUGUUUACAGCUUUGGGGUGUACUUGUUGAGCUCCUUACUGGAAAAAAAACCGAUUUUGUCAGGCAAGUCUAAUGAAGGGGGAAGCCUAACAGCAUACUUCCUAUUGACAAUGAAGGAGAACUGGUUGUAUGAUAUUCUCGAUGCUCGAGUAGUGAAAGAGGGUGGAGAAAAAGAGAUUUUGAGAGUCGCUAAUAUUGCGAAAAGAUGCUUGUGCUUGAAUGGAAGCAGCAGGCCAACAAUGAAAGAGGUGGUAAUGGAUCGAGUUGGAUGGGAUCAGAAUGUCAAAUGGGGCAACCGCCACUGUUAAACAAAGUUGUGAUAACGUAGAGUAUGCAACAGAGGAUGACCUAACUGGACCUCAGGAGGCUGUUUCUACUUCAACAGGUUCAUCUUAUUGCGCAAUGGAUAUCGAAUUACCUCUGUUGCUUGACAGAUCCUCUAGCUCACUGUGAGUCCUACACAUGAUUAAGUGUUGGUAAUCAUAAUAUCUGUUGUUUUUGAGGUGU
Molecule: messenger RNA, 1402 nt
Organism: Rhododendron vialii
Lineage: Eukaryota; Viridiplantae; Streptophyta; Magnoliopsida; Ericales; Ericaceae
Product: wall-associated receptor kinase-like 1
Exons: 2
Coding region: 175-1203 (342 amino acids)
Biological process (GO): protein phosphorylation; cell surface receptor signaling pathway
Cellular component (GO): plasma membrane
Molecular function (GO): ATP binding; protein serine/threonine kinase activity
Source: RefSeq, a predicted model, not a curated record